UUCAUCGAAAUUAAGAUCAAAAAUCUAAACGAUUUGAAAGCAAUGAGCGGUAAAUGCGAUGACAUGUGUCUCACGGCUGGAGACAAACCCAAACGCAAGAGAGAAAGACUCGACCACUUGUCCAACGAUGAGAAGAUUAAACGCAGGAAAUUGCAUAACAGAGCGGCCGCUCAGUUGGCCAGAGAUCGCAAGAAAGUCAAAAUGAGUGAAUUGCAAGACACCGUUCACAUGAUCAACAAACAGAAACGACUUCUGGAGUGCAGUAAUGAGGCAUUGAUUACAAGAUGUAAAGCACUGGAGAGAGAGAACUGUGAGCUGAAGAGAAGGCUGUCGGAAGUGCCGACACAGGCGGUGGUGUCCGUCGAGGGAAGCGAUCGUAUCGUUGAGUCCGCAGAACUCAUUAAUGUUUCUCAGCCGCAGAGACACGAAACGAUUGCCACCGAAACGACGCCCAAACCUGUGUCACACUCGACGACGCCAUUCAUCUAUUGGUUAGCGGUUCUGAAUCUGAUUCAGUGCUUGAAUUCCUCCAACAAUGCUCUCAAGAACUGCUCGACACAGAGAUUGUCGCCGCAGACGACGCCGACGACUGUCCGCCAGUCAGCGGAUCAGCUGUCGAGUGCCGACGGCUCACUACCGACUCGGCCAACGCUGACUCUAUUGAACACUUGAACGAUGCAAACACUUUACCAUUCAGUCCUAAUUCAUGUCAUUCCGGAGAUUCUGGUUAUGAGUCCCCGGAAUCACCACUUAUUUUGACCGACGAUUCCUUUGAAGACAUUGUGGACAACAAUAUUGAUAUGCAAUGGCAGCAGAC
Medioppia subpectinata is the source of this 817-nucleotide messenger RNA. Lineage: Eukaryota; Metazoa; Arthropoda; Arachnida; Sarcoptiformes; Oppiidae. The record is from the annotation of a GenBank genome assembly.